UUCAUUUUGUUUGAGGUUAUGUUUUGAAACCUUUAGUGGGUGCAUGGUAUUUGUUUAAAAGACGUCUAAAAUAGAAAUUAGAACUGACAUGAAGAAAGGUAAGAAAAAUUUUGGUAGGAAAAAUAAAAAUGGAAACAAAAAUAUUACAAGGAAAAAGCAAAAGAGAGCAUUUCCUGAAAAAGAUAUCCAAAACAAAAAGGCUAUCUUUAAUCGGUAUAAAAACAAACAAAAAGUAGAAGAAGAACUUGCCAAGAAAAAAAUUAUGGAAAAGAAGUUCCUAGAAGAGCCGGUCAACUAUUCAGAAAGUGAAGAAGAAGAUACAUAUGGCCAAUUAAUAUCAUGUUUUACUAAGUCAGUGACCAAAAAAGUGGAGAGUGAAGAAGACAGUGAUAAUGAACACGAAUUAUCUGACAAUGAUUCGGUAAAUAGUGAAGAAAACAUGGGCCAGCCUAAAGAAACCACAGUUGAAAACAUGGAUGAAGACGAAGAUGAAAAUGAGGUAAUACUUGAAGAUGAUAUAGAAACUGAACCAGAUGUGCCAGAUGAUCCAUUUACAAAACAUUUACAAUUUGAUCUCGGAGAUGAGCUACUUGUUGCUUUGUCUACCACUCCACCAACAGUGGACAAAACUGUGAAAACUUGGCCCGUACUUGGAAACCUAAAUAUUAUUAUCCCAAAACCUGUCAUCACAGUCUCACAGAAGAAAAUGCCUAAAAUUUCUAUUGCAGAAAAUAAAACUUUUGCAGCUUGUGGGACAGUUCCUCGAACAAUUUGCAAUGUGGAUUAUAAAACACUUCAUCUUAAAACACAAAUACACAGUAAUAUAGUUUCAUCAAACAAGAAAAAUCUUGUCAAAAAUGAUUUAGAUCUUCAUGAAGUGUUUACACCUUUACAAAAAGAAUUGCUUGCUGUAAUAAAUAAUUACCAAGAUCUUUAUUAUCCACAUAGAAAUUUUAUUAAUGCUGAUGAAAUUAGGUAUACUUACUGUCUUCAUGUGGUAAAUCAUAUGUUAAAAACUAGGACAAAAAUUUUACAUCAUAAUGCUAAAAUAUCAAAAAAGUCAGACCUCACAGAAGAAUAUCGUGAUCAAGGACUGGUGAGACCAAAGGUUUUGAUAAUGGUACCUUUCAAGGAUGCAGCCUAUAGGGUGGUUAAAACUAUAAUAGAUAUUUUAGUACCUAAGGAAGCUGGGCAAGUUGUAAAUAAAAAUAGAUUUGAAGAGGACUUUACUGGUGGUGAACUAAUUAUGCCCAAAAAGAAUCCUAAACCUGAGGAUUAUGAAUUACUUUUCAGUGGCAAUACAGAAGACACAUUUCGUCUUGGAAUGGCUUUGACAAAAAAAACUCUCAAGCUUUAUACAGAUUUUUAUUCUUCCGAUAUUAUAGUAGCCUCGCCAUUGGGUUUGCGAAUGCUUGUUGGAGCGGAGGGUGAAGAAGAAAGAGACUUCGAUUUUUUAGCUUCAAUUGAAGUGCUAAUAAUGGACCAAACUGAUGUUUUUCUGAUGCAAAAUUGGGAUCACUUGUUACAUGUCCUUGAUCACUUCCAUUUACAGCCCAAAAAAACCCAUGGAACUGACUUUUCUAGAGUACGAAUGUGGUCUGUGAAUGGUUGGUCGAAAUAUUAUAGGCAAACAUUAGUCUUCUCGUCAGUUUCACUUCCAGAAAUAAAGUCUAUAAUAAAUCGGAAAUGUCAAAAUUAUGCUGGUAAAGUGAUUGUUACUAAUCCUGUUGAAAAUGGGUCUAUUCAGCAAGUAAUUUUACAAAUACCUCAGAUAUUUCACAGAUUUAAAGCCGAUAAUCCCUUGGCGUCUGCCGACGCGAGGUUCGAGUACUUCGUCAAAGAGAUCCUGCCGAAGCAUAGGGAUACUCUAAUGAGUCAUACACUCAUCUAUGUGCCAAGCUAUUUUGAUUACGUCCGAAUCAGAAACUAUUUCAAGAAGGAAGAUAUCGGUUUUGUUCAAAUUUGUGAAUAUUCUAAGGAUUCAAAAAUAGCACGUGCAAGAGAUAUGUUUUUCCACACGGAAGCACACUUUUUGUUGUAUUCAGAGAGAGUUCAUUUCUUUAGAAGAUUCCGGAUGAAAGGAAUAAGACACAUAAUAUUUUAUCAACCCCCUACUUAUCCACAUUUUUAUUCAGAGAUGUGCAAUCUCAUGCAGGAGUCGAAUCAGAACAAGUACGGCGGCAGCGAGUGCAACAUGUCGGUGACGGCGCUGUACUGCCGCUACGACGGCGAGCGCGCGGCGGCGCUGCUGGGCGCGCCGCGCCUGGGCGCCGCGCUCGCCGCCGACCGCGCGCUGCACGUCUACAUGACCGGCGACUGACGCACGAAUAUACUUCUAAAUCCA
Ostrinia furnacalis (Asian corn borer) is the source of this 2344-nucleotide messenger RNA. Its product is annotated as digestive organ expansion factor homolog. Bases 89 to 2320 code for a protein of 743 amino acids. The record is from RefSeq and is a predicted model, not a curated record. Gene Ontology annotation, molecular function: U3 snoRNA binding; rRNA binding. The transcript is spliced from 8 exons. Gene Ontology annotation, biological process: maturation of SSU-rRNA from tricistronic rRNA transcript (SSU-rRNA, 5.8S rRNA, LSU-rRNA). NCBI's taxonomy places the organism in Eukaryota, Metazoa, Arthropoda, Insecta, Lepidoptera, Crambidae. Gene Ontology annotation, cellular component: small-subunit processome; nucleolus.